Papaver somniferum (opium poppy) is the source of this 922-nucleotide messenger RNA. Its product is annotated as transcription factor MYB54-like. NCBI's taxonomy places the organism in Eukaryota, Viridiplantae, Streptophyta, Magnoliopsida, Ranunculales, Papaveraceae. Gene Ontology annotation, biological process: regulation of DNA-templated transcription. The record is from RefSeq and is a predicted model, not a curated record. The transcript has 3 exons. Gene Ontology annotation, cellular component: nucleus. The coding region runs from base 8 to 922 and encodes 304 amino acids. Gene Ontology annotation, molecular function: DNA-binding transcription factor activity, RNA polymerase II-specific; RNA polymerase II cis-regulatory region sequence-specific DNA binding.
AGUAGUCAUGGAAUGCAAUAAUCAGAACAGCAGAGAUUUAGAUGGUGAAUACCAUAAUUAUCACCGCCAGAACUCAGUGAGUAACAAUAAUGGUCAGUCAAAGCUUUGCUCAAGAGGUCACUGGAGACCUGCAGAGGAUUCUAAACUCAAGGAACUUGUUGCCCUCUAUGGCCCUCAGAAUUGGAACCUUAUCGCAGAAAAAUUAGAGGGAAGAUCAGGAAAGAGUUGUAGACUGAGAUGGUUUAACCAGUUAGACCCAAUGAUAACUAGAAAGGCGUUCAGUGAAGAUGAAGAACAAAGAUUAAUGGAUGCUCAUAGAUUAUAUGGUAACAAAUGGGCUACGAUUGCUAGACUUUUUCAUGGAAGAACUGAUAACUCAGUGAAGAAUCAUUGGCAUGUUAUCAUGGCUAGAAAAUAUAGAGAACGGUCUACUAGUUCUUCUUCUUAUAGGAGAAGGGAAUCAACUUCAUUUUUACAUGAAAGUUCAUCAUCUUAUCUUGGAUCUUCAAUGAACAACAACCGGUUUUGUGAAGAUCACCUACAAUCACCACCACCAGCACCACCUCGUGACUUCUUCUCUGCUGCUGGUCAGAAGGACCAUAUUAGGUGUACAUGGGAAGUGCAGCCAAGAAAUGAUUACUGUUCCAACUUCAUGCUACCACCUACUUCUACCUAUUAUCAUGACUCAAUGCAUCAUCAUGACUUACUGCAGCAAGAACAGCAACAAUAUCAACCCACCACUUACUCUCAUUCAUCAUCUAGAACAUCAACAUCUCAUGUCUCGGUCAGUGAUCAUUUUCAAGCAUCAUCAUCCUCGUCAGUAGACAACAACAACAACAACAAUAGAGUUAUUGCAACAACCUAUGUUGACACUACUGUUACACCACCUUUUAUAGACUUUCUUGGGGUAGGAGCAACAUGA